CGCUUCUAUCUAUAUAAUGCCAUCAACACAUUACCAAAGCCUUUUAGAUGAAGUUCACUCCAUUCCAAAAUUGAGAAAAGGUGCUACAACUGCGUUCCAUUGCAUAAGAGUCACUGCAGGUAUAGACAUGCUAAUGGCGGAUCAUCAGAAAAUUCAUCCGGUUGUGGACCCAGAAGCACCGCCGACAGAGCCUCUAGUCCCUCGUGGCUCAUUUAGAUCAGAAAAAGGUGACCCAUUUCAGCAUCCUCCAGAUCCUCCAUUGCAGCGUACCAUUCCAGUCAUCCACUCAAAACCACCAAAGAGAAGCUGCUGCUGCAAAUGCAUGUGUUGGACAAUCAGCCUCCUUGUCCUGCUGUUGGUUAUUGUUGGAGCCAUAGCUGGUGUUCUUUACCUUGUCUUCCAGCCAAAACUUCCCAAGUAUUCAGUUGAUAGCCUGAGAAUAACAGACUUCCAACUCAACUAUGACAUGACCCUGUAUGCUAAAUUCGACAUGAAGAUCAAGGCCAAUAACCCAAACAAGAAAAUUGGUAUUUACUACGAGAAAGGGGGUAAACUGAGUGUUUGGUAUACAAACACCAAGCUGUGUCAUGGGUCACUGCCAAAAUUCUACCAGGGCCACCAGAACACCACUGUGCUCAACGUGGUAUUAACCGGGCAAACACAAUAUGGGAGCACUUUGAUGACAGCAUUGCAGGAGCAACAACAGAAGAGACGCAUACCCUUGGAUCUUAAGGUUGAUGUGCCAGUGGCAAUCAAGCUGGGAAAGUUGAAGUUGAAGAAAGUGCGAUUCUUGGUAGAAUGCUUGUUGGUGGUAGAUAGCUUAAGUGCUAAUAACCUGAUCAGCAUCAGAGCAAGUGACUGUAGGUUUAGACUAAAACUCUAGAUCUAUCUCACUAUACUCCCAUUCUUUAGAUGGAAGCUCUGUUCUUUAUCGUAGCUUGCACUGCCUCCUAAGCUUGUGUAGACAUCAAAUUUCUUUUCCUGUAUGAGAAUAAAGUUAAAUAUUGUAGCAAAACAGAAUUGCAGUAUAUGCAACAUACCUUUU
This is a messenger RNA of Vitis riparia (riverbank grape), 1045 nucleotides long. RefSeq names its product NDR1/HIN1-like protein 6. Lineage: Eukaryota; Viridiplantae; Streptophyta; Magnoliopsida; Vitales; Vitaceae. The record is from RefSeq and is a predicted model, not a curated record. The coding region runs from base 17 to 883 and encodes 288 amino acids. Gene Ontology annotation, cellular component: plasma membrane. The transcript has a single exon.